Molecule: messenger RNA, 2821 nt
Organism: Balaenoptera ricei (Rice's whale)
Lineage: Eukaryota; Metazoa; Chordata; Mammalia; Artiodactyla; Balaenopteridae
Gene: C1S
Product: complement C1s
Exons: 12
Coding region: 306-2393 (695 amino acids)
Biological process (GO): proteolysis; complement activation
Cellular component (GO): extracellular region
Molecular function (GO): calcium ion binding; serine-type endopeptidase activity
Source: RefSeq, a predicted model, not a curated record
CAGACAUGCACACUGGGGCAGAGAAUCACAGGAACGGAACCAGGACAGGGAGGUGGAGGUUCCUGCACCCAGGCCCUGUGCUGCUCUUCCUGGGAGCCGGCAGUGUUGCCCGGCACGCCCACUGGCAAGAGAGACGGGACUGACCCACUUGUUCCCAUCAGCUUCUGAAGGUGACAUUGACCCCUUACCACCCAAGCAGGUGCCUGUGUGCUUGUUAGACAAAUACAACCAGGUUUGCCACCGCUUUAGGUCCAAAGUCUAGAGGUACAGAGAGCCAGGACCAAGAGACGAGCUGCUCACCAGGGAUGGACAAAUUGCCAGAGAUGUGGUGCAUUGUCCUGUUUUCCCUUUUGGCAUGGGUUUAUGCUGAGCCUACUAUGUACGGGGAGAUCCUGUCCCCCAACUAUCCUCAGGCAUACCCCAAUGAGGUAGAGAAGUCUUGGGAUAUAGAAGUUCCUGAAGGGUACGGGAUCCACCUUUACUUUACCCACCUGGACAUAGAGCUGUCCGAGAACUGCGCAUAUGACUCAGUGCAGAUAAUGUCAGGAGGCCUUGAAGAAGGGAAACUCUGUGGACAGAGGACCGGCAAGAAUCCCAACUCCCCAGUGGUGGAAGAGUUCCAACUCCCAUACAAUAAACUCCAGGUCAUCUUCAAGUCAGACUUCUCCAACGAAGAACGUUUCACUGGGUUUGCUGCGUACUAUGUUGCUGUAGAUGUAAAUGAGUGCACAGACUUUGCAGAUGCCCCUUGCAGCCACUUCUGCAACAACUUCAUUGGUGGUUACUUCUGCUCCUGCCCCCCAGAAUACUUCCUCCAUGAUGAUAUGAAGAAUUGCGGAGUCAACUGCAGUGGGAAUGUAUUCACCACACUGAUUGGGGAGCUCACAAGUCCCAAUUAUCCCAGUUUAUACCCAGAGAACUCAAGGUGUGACUAUCAGAUCCUGUUGGAGGAGGGGUUCCAAGUGGUGGUGACUAUGCAGAGAGAAGAUUUUGAUGUGGAACCAGCUGAUUCUGUGGGCCACUGCGCUGACAGUUUACUUUUUGUUGCAGGAAACCAGCAAUUUGGUCCUUACUGUGGUAAUGGAUUCCCUGGGCCACGAACUAUUGAAACCAAGAGUAAUGCUCUAAAUAUCAUCUUCCAAACUGAUGAAACAGAGCAAAAAAAGGGAUGGAAAUUUCGUUACCAUGGAGAUCCAAUCCCUUGUCCUAAAGAAGUCACUGCCAAUUCUUUCUGGGAGCCUGAUAGAGCAAAAUAUGUGUUCAAAGAUGUGGUGAAGAUAACCUGUGUGGAUGGGUUUGAAGUUGUACAGGGAAGUGUUGGCUCGACAUCUUUCUAUUCUACUUGCCAAAGCAAUGGAAAGUGGAGUAAUUCCAAACUGCGGUGUCAACCCGUGGACUGUGGCGCUCCUGAACCCAUUCAGCAUGGUAGAGUCGAAGAUCCGGAAAAUACUCUAUUUGGUUCUGUCACUCGCUACACUUGUGAGAAGCCAUAUUACUACAUGGAAAAUGAAAGAAGCGAGGAGUAUCGCUGCGUUGGCAACGGGAGCUGGGUGAAUGAGCUGCUGGGCGCAGAGCUGCCAAAAUGUGUUCCAGUCUGUGGCGUCCCUGGUGAGCCCUUUACAGAAAAACAGAGGAUAUUUGGAGGCUCCAUUGCAAAGAUUGAAAGUUUCCCCUGGCAAGUCUUCUUCUCGAACCCCCGGGCCGGCGGGGCUCUCAUUGAUGAGCACUGGGUGCUGACAGCUGCCCACACCGUGGAGGGAAACCGUGACCCAGUGAUGUACGUUGGAUCCACCUCAGUGGUCACCUCGCAACUGGCAAAUGCCCAGAUGCUCACCGCUGAGAAAGUGUUUAUUCAUCCCGGUUGGAAGGUCCUGGAUGCCUCGGAAAUACGGAAGAAUUUUGACAAUGACAUUGCGCUGGUGCGGCUGCAAGACCCAGUGAAAAUGGGACCCACUGUCUCCCCUAUCUGCCUGCCAGGCACCUCCUCAGAAUACAACCCCUCAGUGGGAGAUCUGGGGCUGAUCUCAGGCUGGGGCCGAACAAAUACCAAAGAUCAUGUUAUUAAGCUCAGAGGAGCAAAGUUACCCGUUGCUCCCUUAGCAAAGUGCCGGGAGGUGAAGGGGCUAAAUCCCGGAAUAGAUAUAAAUUCCUUUGUUUUCACUAAGAACAUGAUCUGUGCUGGAGGUGAGAAGGGUGUUGAUAGCUGCGAAGGGGACAGCGGUGGGGCCUUUGCUCUACAGGUCCCUAAUGAAGAGAACCCCAAAUUCUAUGUCGCUGGCUUGGUGUCCUGGGGCCCCCAGUGUGGUACCUAUGGGAUCUACACUCGCGUCAAGAACUACAUUGACUGGAUCAUGAAGACGAUGCAGGAAAAUAGUGCCCCCAGUGUAGGCUAACCAUACAGGUCCCACCAGCCUCUCUAAGGGCUGUGACCCAUCUGUUGCUUUCUGUUCCUCACAAUAAUCCCAUUAUUUCACCAUGACUGGGAGAAGACAUGGGAGUAUGAUUUAACUAGAACUUGAUUGUUGGGAUACCUGGUUGGAGGUGGGGUUUGAUCAUGUCGUUGUGUUGGUCAUUCAGUGUAGUUGGAAUUCCUGGGGUCCUCUGCCCUGAAUCUGUCCUGUGGACAACAAUGUGGGAAGGGACGCUUACCUUGUACUCUUCCACCGGGAGCCCUCUUUCCUGAUGAUUGCCUCCUGUUCCAGUUCUGACUCUGAAAUUCAUUGUGGGGCACACCCUUGAUUUUUGUUUCCCCUUUACCUGUUUGCAGUUUAUCAUUAUCAGUGUCUACUAUCUACUGGUAAUAAAGCAUGUUUAUAACCCA